AGCGAAUGAUGGUACAUUAAGAUUAGAAGUUUGUUUUGCAUAUUUCCGAAAAUUUUCAGUGUUUCCUAGACAUCAUAAUCAAGAAUCGACUACCUACCCAUCAAACAAAAUGACAUCAUCAUCUAAACUGGCAUUUUAUUUUACUUGCGGAAGAGGAACUGAAGUUUUUGUAUGUGCCGAACUGAGAAAAUCAUUCAUUGAUUAUUAUACCAGCAAUAUAACCAAUGACAUCACAAAGGAUAUAAAUUAUGAGGGUGGAAAGGUUUUCGUCUCGAUCAACGCCACCACAGAUAAAAAAUUUCAUUUGUACAGACUGCUAACCGGCAUGAAAUUCCCUGAAAGAUUGUUCAGACUGAUCGUGAAUGUGCCGAUCGACAAAAGAAUUCACUCAUAUAAGCACGCUGUUUGGUUUUUAAAAUCAAGCUUAGAAAAAAUAACCGUGAGUGACUGGACAGAUACAUUGUUAACUUCUACAACUAAUGGAAAGAAUAGCGACAAUGGCGUUGACAAUGAUGGCGAUGAUGAUGAUGAAAAUGACAAUGAUGAUGAUGAAGUUAAAAAUGAUGAUGAAGAUGAUGAAAAGGAGGAGUGCACCAAAGACGACGAUGAUGAAUGUGAGUUAAUCAUUAAAAAGAGAAAAGUUUCAGGCAAAUCUUUCAGGGUUUCAGCUAAAUGUUCUGGCAGCAUUAGUAAACUGUUUGAUACUAAUAAACUCUCAAGCAUAUGUGGGUGCAAGAUUGUUGAGUUGACUGGCUGGCAGGUCGAAUUAAGGAAACCAGAUGUUGAGAUUUCUUUACAAUUGAAUGACAAGCGUUUUAUUGUCGGGACACCAGUGCUAAAUUCGCUAUUAUCGAAAAGAAGAUAUUUGAAACACAUAGGCCUUAGAAGCACGAUUGCAUCCAUUAUAGCAUCUCUAUGCUCAUUGAAGGUGGGUAUGGUUGUGGCAGACGUCAUGUGUGGUUACGGCACGAUUCUCGUUGAAGCUGCCAUGCUCUGCCCAGGUCUCAUUCUGGUUGGAUUCGAUAUUGAUGGUGAAGCUUGUAACAAAAUGAGGGAUAAUAUAAAAGAGAGCCAACGUUUCAAGAACUGCUGUUCUAUUGAUGUUCACCAAUGUGAUGUUAGAUACAUUCCUUUAAAGAAUGGAUCAGUGGAUAGGGUUGUGUGUGAUCUACCAUUUGGCUUGAAGCAUGACAGAACAUGUAGCGUUGAGGAUAUUCUGAUCUCUGUACACAAAAUUCUAAAGGUAGGCGGUCGGUGUGUGUUACUUUGUGGCGCCAACAUGUCCAACAAGUUCUCCAAAGUAGUCCAUGAUAUUUUUCAAUGUGUCUUAGACGGGAAAAAUGAAAAAUCUCCAACGAAAGAGAAAGCUGUUGAUUAUGUAAUGAAGUUAUGCUGGGAUAGCACUACACACGUUCCUAAUUCAAACCUUGAUGCGACUGCUGCGGAAAUUGAUUCUCUUUAUUCUGGGCCAGAUAUCGUUGAUGUGGCUUAUAAAGAUGCUACUGCAGCUUCAUCACCUGACGCUAAUGUCGUAGCCACAGCGACUACUGUUCAUCAUUCAGAUGUCGAUGUUUUCGUUAGUCAUCGUAACUUACGUGACGAUAAGUUAUUGUUUCCUCACUACAAAUCUAAAUGGUCGAAUGAAUUGUUUCAUUAUGUCAAACUCGGUGAAACUCAUGCAUACAUUUGCGUUUUUACAAAAAUUUGUUAACGUUCGCUCGCGUUUUUAUUCUAUUUAAAGUGUCCUUAUAUAAGUUUGACGAAAACAUCUUACCAGUUCUAAAAACUGGUCGACCAUUUGAAAUAAAUUUAUUUGAAAAUACCCAAUUCAAUGAAAUGAGAGAUGAAAUAACUAAACGACAAUGAAAAACCUUUGAAAA
Helobdella robusta is the source of this 1880-nucleotide messenger RNA. RefSeq lists its product as hypothetical. Gene Ontology annotation, molecular function: RNA binding; tRNA (guanine) methyltransferase activity. NCBI's taxonomy places the organism in Eukaryota, Metazoa, Annelida, Clitellata, Rhynchobdellida, Glossiphoniidae. Bases 110 to 1711 code for a protein of 533 amino acids. Gene Ontology annotation, biological process: tRNA methylation. The transcript has 12 exons. The record is from RefSeq and is a predicted model, not a curated record.